Messenger RNA from Phacochoerus africanus (Common warthog), 1155 nucleotides. RefSeq names its product DPY30 domain containing 2 (gene DYDC2). The transcript is spliced from 5 exons. NCBI's taxonomy places the organism in Eukaryota, Metazoa, Chordata, Mammalia, Artiodactyla, Suidae. Bases 235 to 786 code for a protein of 183 amino acids. Gene Ontology annotation, cellular component: Set1C/COMPASS complex. The record is from RefSeq and is a predicted model, not a curated record.
GUCGCUAGGCAACCAGCGCGAGGCCCAGGCGCAGGAGACUGCCUCGUGCUGAGAGAAAGGGGAGCGCCGCAGAGAGCGCUGGGCGAGGAGCGGAGAAUUUGCAGUAGAGAGGAAGCGUGUCGGGCGGCCUGAUGACCCCCAGGACCUACUUUCCAACUAGGACAGCUGGAGAGAUUUAGAAAAAAGUUCAUUUGAAGUCCAAUUAGAUUUGUAGAACAGUGUGACUCUGUUUUGAUGUUUCCCGAGCCCACCGAGAUGGAAACCGAAUACCUGAAGAAGUGCUUUGGAAAUUGCCUGGUCCAGGCGCUGGCAGAGGUAGCAAAGGUUCAGCCCAGUGACCCCAUAGAGUACCUGGCUCACUGGCUUUAUCAUUACAGGAAAACGGCAAAAGCCAAAGAAAAGGGCAGGCAGGAGAAGGUCCAGCUGCAGGAAGAAUAUGAUACUAGCCUCAAAGAAGCCAAAAUAACAGAAAUGCUGAAGCGAGAAGAGUGUGAGAUUCAACAGGAGUGUGAAAAGUGUCCCCAGCCGCAGAUAUCUGUAGCAAGCUCCACAAAGAAAACCAUAUUCAUGCAGGAGAACACAAAACCCCUUGAGAAGGAAGCCUUAAAGCAGGAAUGUCUACCAGGCACUUCCAAUAUGAUGCCAAGAAUGCCUCAACAGAUUCCUUCUUCAGAACCAUCUGUCCAGAUUGGCCAGAAUAUUGAAACUCCACAAAAAAUAAAUUACCAGGCUUUUCAGCAUGAAGUUGCUCCCGAAAUGUAUCCUGGCUCCAAAUCCCCUCCCUAGGCUGUAGAAGGUGGAUCAUUCUAAUGAUGCUUCUGUCAAAGCUGCAAGCUGAGAAAAUGGCCAACUAGAAGAGCUCUUACUCGAAGAUGAUAACUACUUGAAUUAAAACAAGAUGUGAGGAGUUUCCAUCAUGCCUCAGUGGAAACAAACCUGACUAGAAUCCAUGAGGACACAGGUUUGAUCCCUGGCCUCGCUCAGUGGGUUAAGGAUCCGGGGUUGCCGUGAGCUGUGUUGUAGGUCGCAGGUAUGGCUCAGAUCUGGCGUUGCUGUGGCUGUGGUAUAGGCCAGCAGCUGUAGCUCUGAUUAGAUCGCUAUCCUGGGAACCUCCAUAUGCUGCAAGUGCGGCCCUAAAAAGCCAAAAAAAAAAAA